CUUCGACGACGUUGCGCCACAUUUCUAUUUCUUUCAUAUCUUUUGCAGUUAGUAUUUUUUAUAGGCAAUUUCUUUUGAUUGUGCAUUUGUGCUGGCAGUUAUACGUUGCCAGAGGUUCAAAACUGACUGCAGAUAUUCCUUAGUAUUUUAUUUCUUUCAUAUUGUUGCCGUGUCAACCCGUCAAUUUUCAGUUUUGAACCCUACGAGCAGCGGUGCGGUGCGGUGCGGGUGCUCUCGCCUGGGGGCUGAUUGGCUGAACAACGUCCACCCCGCACGGCCGCACCACGCUUCAUCAUAAAUACGAGUUCACCCGACGUGCGUUCUUCCUGUCUCUCCCCCCUCUCCGCGACCACUACGGCCGCCGACGCCGCCCUACACCAGGUGCCGAGGCCUUCGUUGGCUCUUGGCCGGCGACGAGCACCUGCCAGACUAGGAGCAAACCUCUCACCAUGUCGUGGGCUGCAAUAGAGAAUGAUCCUGGUGUUUUUACAGAACUGUUGCAGCAGAUGCAACUGAAGGGUCUUCAAGUUGAUGAAAUCUAUUCACUUGACCUGGAUGCUCUCAAUGAUCUUCAGCCAAUAUAUGGGCUAAUAGUGCUAUACAAAUGGCGACCUCCAGAAAAGGAUGAGCGUCCUGUCAUCAAGGAUGCAAUUCCAAACCUUUUCUUUGCCAACCAGAUAAUUAACAACGCGUGUGCAACCCAAGCUAUCCUUUCGGUUCUGUUGAACUCUCCUGGCAUCACCCUCAGUGAUGAACUUAAAAAGCUGAAGGAAUUUGCAAAGGAUUUGCCACCCGAGCUCAAAGGAUUGGCUAUCGUUAAUUGUGAAAGCAUUCGCAUGAUAAACAACUCGUUGGCAAGGUCAGAGGUCUCUGAGGAGCAGAAACGACCUAGCAACGGCGACGAUGUUUACCAUUUCAUAAGCUAUGUUCCAGUGGAUGGUGUCCUGUAUGAGCUUGAUGGGCUAAAGGAAGGACCAAUAUGCCUGGAAAAAUGCCCAGGUGGUGUUGGUGAUGCAGGGUGGCUUAGGCUAGCGCAGCCUGUCAUUAAAGGGCACAUUGAUCUGUUCUCUCAGAAUGAUGUAAGAUGCAGUGUGAUGGCAAUCUUAAAGAACCGGAAGGAGAUGUGCACGGUGGAACUCAAAGAACUAAAGAGGAAGAGGGAGAGCCUCUUGCAACAGACGGGCUAUCCUUCUGCAAUUAGGCACGUGCCAUCUGUUGAGCAGUCACUAGCGGAGGUGUCAGCUCAGAUAGAGGCUGUGACGGAGAAGAUGAUAAUGGAGGAAGAGAAGGUGAAGACGUGGAAGACGGAGAACUUGAGAAGGAAGCAUAAUUACGUUCCCUUCCUGUUCAAUUUCCUCAAGAUUCUUGAGGAGAAGCAGCAAUUGAAUCCCCUGAUAGAGAAGGCAAAGGCGAAGCAGAAGUCGCACUGCCCCAGUCCUAGGUGAAAGAUGCAAUGAUGCCAUUUCAUUCACAUAUUAGUAACGUAAUGGGUAAUCAACAACAUUAAAUUAUGUUUGUUUAAGUAACGUAAUGGGUAAUGCAAUGAUUCGUAGUUGGGUCCUUGUUUUCUUGACCAGUAUUUGAACCUUAUGUUUAUCUCUACUAGUUUUAUUAGGUAGUGCACAAAUGGCUGCCAUUACAUGUUUGAGGUGAACGAGUCUUGACGAGACGAGUGCCUCGUGGACUGUAUGCAGUCAUACUGAUGUGUUUGAACACCAUCCAUGAAAUGGCUUACACAGUUUCUUUGUUC
This is a messenger RNA of Zea mays, 1750 nucleotides long. Its product is annotated as ubiquitin carboxyl-terminal hydrolase 2. Bases 450 to 1445 code for a protein of 331 amino acids. The transcript is spliced from 6 exons. Lineage: Eukaryota; Viridiplantae; Streptophyta; Magnoliopsida; Poales; Poaceae. Gene Ontology annotation, cellular component: cytoplasm. Gene Ontology annotation, molecular function: cysteine-type deubiquitinase activity. Gene Ontology annotation, biological process: protein deubiquitination; ubiquitin-dependent protein catabolic process. The record is from RefSeq and is a predicted model, not a curated record.